AGGACAUGACCGGAAGCGGAAAUUCUACUUUGCCUUCGCAAACUUACACCGGGUAUAUUUCCAUUAAAGCGUUUAUUACCCUUGUUUGCCAACCUAGGUUACUAACACACUUAUCUUGUCUAAAUAUGGUGGUUGAAAUAGGCGUAGAGGGCUAUGACGCCUUCCAAAAAGUAGCAGAAGAAAAUAAAGGAAAAGUAGUCUUUGCUUUAUUUUGUGGUUCCAUUGACGCUAAUGGCCAAAGUUGGUGUCCGGAUUGUGUUGUUGCUGCUCCAGUGAUCAAUGCUAAUUUAAAAUAUGCCCCCAAAGACUCUGUACUGAUUCACUGUGGAGUUGGUGAUAGACAGUUUUGGAAGGACCAGAAUAAUGCCUUUAGGAAAGAUAAUAGAUUAGCACUGAAAUCUGUACCAACUUUAUUAAAACUUGGACAGCCCCAGAGAUUAGAAGAGGCCCAGUGUGCUAAACCCGAAAUGGUGAAAAUGUUAUUUGAGGAUGGUGAAUAAUACAAUGGUUAUGCAAUGGUCUGCAAUGGCCUGCCAAUAACAGACAUGUAUUGUAUAUAGCUUUAUACAAAGCACAAUAUUAAUUGUGAUAAAAUAAAAGAAUAUGCCCUUGUCAUUUAAAAGCAAUAAAUUUUAUAGCCUACAGAGAA
Messenger RNA from Patella vulgata (common limpet), 649 nucleotides. Its product is annotated as thioredoxin domain-containing protein 17. The record is from RefSeq and is a predicted model, not a curated record. Bases 6 to 500 code for a protein of 164 amino acids. Gene Ontology annotation, cellular component: cytosol. Lineage: Eukaryota; Metazoa; Mollusca; Gastropoda; Patellidae. The transcript is spliced from 4 exons. Gene Ontology annotation, molecular function: protein-disulfide reductase [NAD(P)H] activity.